Messenger RNA from Rhizopus microsporus ATCC 52813, 984 nucleotides. RefSeq names its product DnaJ-domain-containing protein. Gene Ontology annotation, molecular function: protein-folding chaperone binding. The coding region runs from base 1 to 984 and encodes 327 amino acids. Gene Ontology annotation, cellular component: cytosol. The transcript is spliced from 2 exons. The record is from RefSeq and is a predicted model, not a curated record. NCBI's taxonomy places the organism in Eukaryota, Fungi, Mucoromycota, Mucoromycetes, Mucorales, Rhizopodaceae.
AUGAAUCAACCAGACUAUUAUCAAAUCCUUGGAGUAUCCAAAGAUGCUUCAGAAGAAGAAAUAAAAAAGGCUUAUCGUAAAUUAGCUUUGAAAUGGCACCCAGAUAGAAACAAGGAUCCUUCAGCCAAGGUCGAAUUUCAAAAGAUCGCAGAAGCCUUUGAAGUCCUGAGUGACCCAGAAAAGAGACAGGAAUAUGAUAAUCCGGUCGAUCCUGAGGACGGCCAGCAACACUUUUACUUUUACACACCAGAAACUGAUCAUUUAUUCCAUCAAAUGUUUGGCUCAGACAUAUUUUUUGACUUUGGUGACUUUUUCUCAACUCCAGGUCGUAAGCGUCCCCGAUACCAACCACAACAAAGCUUCCAGCAGCGUAAACGACAAAAGACCGUUGUUCAUCAAGUAUCUGUCACCUUGGAAGAUCUUUACAAAGGUACGACCAAAAAGUUUCAGUUGACUCGUGACAUUGUCGACAAGAAGACAAACAAAUAUACCAAGAAGCAGCAAGUAGUUCAGAUAGAGAUCAAGCCUGGAUAUGUAGAUGGUACAACUAUUUCUUUUCAAAACAUGGGAAACGAGUGGGCUCCAGGAAAGGCUGGUGAUUUGAUCUUUGAGAUUCGUGAGCUACCGCAUUCUAUCUUUAAGAGAAAGGGGCGAAACCUGUAUACGAAUGUGCAGUUGAGUUUGGUAGAAGCCUUGACUGGAUUCAAAAAGGAGAUCAAACGGUUAGAUGGCUCCAUUUGUAUUGUCGAACAUGGUCUCUCACGUCGUUCUCAGAUAUUAAAACCAAUACAACAUGGUGAUGAAAAAGUUCUUAUUGGUGAGGGUAUGCCAGACCCAAAGACAGGCGAAAAAGGAAAUUUAAUUAUUCGCUUCAAAGUCGAAUACCCAACACAACUAACAGAACAGCAAUGCUCUCUUAUCAAACAGGCUUUUUCUUCAUCGUCAUUAGUAAGCAAGAAGGACGAGAUGGAAGUGGACUUGUAA